GCUACGGUCUUCUGCUCAAGGAUACGCGAAAAUCCGCUGGAGGAGCAAAACGCGGCGCGUGGAACUCACAAAACAACAAAAAAAAAGCACAACUGAUUCGCUCGAGUGUGCUUGUGUGAAAUUGUGUGUGUGUGCGGGAGUAUCUGUGUGAGUGGAUCGGUCCUGUGUUGUUUGGGCCGUUUAAUUUUAUUAGCACGCCGCGAUGCGUCAUGAAAAUUGCAGGCAAAACACAGAAAUACAAUAAAUGAAAAAUUAAAUAUUAAUUAAAUUUUGCAUACGAAUCGAGCAACGAAUGCCGCGAUUCCACUGAUUGAAAUGUUAAAUAGAUAUUAAAAAUUGAUGGUGUAUUUCGGCCCCACAGUCCUUCUGCCGGAUAAGUCAGACUGAGCCGCUGCCCCCCCUAUAUACAUACAUAUAUAUUGGCAUCUUGGCCAUCGGGUGUGCGUUUAUAUGACUUUAUUAAAAUUGUAAUUCCCCCAACUCGCGCGUGUUCUUACACAUUGUUUGUGGACUUUGCUACCGCUCCAGAUUUCCUUCCCAUUUGUUGUUGCACUUAUCGCGAUUACCGCACGGAGCGCUCUACCUUCCACAUACGACUUCAACUACCACUACAAAUACAAGGGAAACGCCACGUCCUCGAAAAAAAAAAUUGAAAUUGGAAAAACAAUGCAACAUUUGGAGGGCAUUGCACACCUCAGUGCCACGCGGCGGCAGCCACAUCAACAGCAGCAACAGCAGCAACAGCAGCGCAAAAGUUAUGCCCCGGGCAAAAACUGAAAAUGAAACAACUUAAUUAGUAGUUGUAGGAGUCGAGAGCAAAAAGCCGCGCACUCCCUGAAUUCCGAAUCAGACCAGCUCAGCCCGAGGAAGUGGAAGUGGAAGCUGAAGCUAGCUAGCACAACAGAAUUUUAGGGAAUAUUUCGCCGAAGGAGCCGCCCGCUCCCGUAAAUGUGUUCGCGUGUGAGUGAGAGUGGCUGCACUUUUUCGAGAAAAUUAAAUUGAAAGUAACGUCAGAAGAAGGGCGAGUAAACACUCUGAAAUACGAGACGAGCCUGCAUAUAAAUUGUUACACUUUACACAAUGGAUUUGCCAGCGAAAAGGACUUCCACAAUGCCCGUAACAACUUCCUACCACGCCAACAUCAGACGAAGCUGCCUGGCUUUAUUCGCGGUCUUCCUGUUCGCGGCUCACAUCAGCAUAACUUCCGGUCAAAUCGAUUGGGACGACGACGAUGAUCCAGUUUCCACAGUGGCCGUGGAGGCCGUCCUGGGACGAACCGCAUCCUUGCCGUGCGACAUCGAGCCGGAGGCGAAGGACGAUCGGGUGUACAUGGUUCUGUGGUUCCGUGAGAGCGCCGGCAAGCCACUUUACAGCUUCGACGUCCGAGGGCGGCCCUUCGAGAAGGCCCUGUACUGGUCGGACACGAACUCAUUUGGGCCACGUGCGUAUUUCGUUACCGGACAGCAGCCGGCCAAGCUUUCGGUGGACAACAUUCAGCUGGACGACGAGGGCGUCUACCGCUGCCGCGUCGACUUUCAGAACUCGCCCACGCGUAAUCAUAGAAUUAACUUAACGGUUAUUGUUCCUCCGCACCAAAUACUCGUGUACGAUGCCUCCGGUCGCGAUGUUGCCGGAGCUGUGGGUCCAUUGCUCGAGGGCGAUAAUAUUGUGUUGACAUGUGAAGUGCGUGGCGGUCGACCCGAGCCCACGGUGACCUGGCUGAACGGGACGCGCACCCUGGAGGCGGGCAGUGGGGUCUCGAUGGGGCGCCAUGUGACCGUGAACCGGCUGGAGGUGGCCCAAAUCUCGCGCUCCGCCCUGAACAACACGUACCGCUGUCAGGCUUCCAACACGAAGCUGGUGGCGCCCGUGGAGCGCAGCAUCCGCAUCGAAAUGUUACUCAAACCCACAUCAGUCAAUUUAACCAAUAAGUUGAAGGUCUUCGCCUCGAACACGCAGUACAACCUCACCUGCAUUGUGGCCGGUUCGGUGCCGGACACGGAAAUCAAAUGGACGCAGAAUAAUCGGCCCUUCAAACGUGGCCUGCUGUCAACGAGCCAGGGCAAUGGCAGAGUCAUAUCCACAUUGACAUUUUAUCCACAGCCCGAGGACGACGGCACGAUGCUCAAGUGCGAGGGCUCCAACCCACGGCUCCAGAACUCGGCCAUCGAGGACUCGCUCAUGAUGAAUGUCAUCUAUCCGCCACAGGUCACCCUAUCUCUGGGCUCCACACUGCGUCCGGAUGACAUUAAGGAGGGCGACGACGUCUACUUCGAGUGCCACAUCAAGUCCAAUCCCAAGGAGCACCGCAUAAUGUGGUCACAUGACGGCCAACCGGUCACCCAGAAUGUGUCCUGGGGCAUCAUCAUCUCCACUCGCUCCCUGGUUCUCCAGCGAGUGGGUCGGGUCCACUCCGGGUUCUACGCCUGCUCGGCGGCCAAUGACCGCGGGGAAACCCAGUCAGCUCCGGUCAACUUGAGGAUACGAUAUGCGCCCGUCUGCAGCAGCAGCACCAUCACCGUGAUUGGGGCCUCCUUGGAGGAGGCCGUGCCCAUUCCCUGCCGCGUCAACUCCGACCCGCCUGAAAUCGACUUCGAGUGGACCUUCUCCUCCAGCGGGGAGCACUUCGAGGUGCCCUCGGGCCACUACGCCACCAUCCAGGACCCCACCAUGACCACCACCAGCGAUGUGCGGCGCACCGUCGUCGAGUCCAACGAAACGCACUUCGAGAGCUACGUGGAAACCGUCAGCGAACUGAUCUAUACGCCCAAAGGCGAGCGGGACUACGGAACAUUGGCCUGUUACGGCCGGAAUGCCAUUGGAAAACAGUCGGAGCCGUGUGUGUUUCAGGUGGUGCCAGCAGCCAAGCCGGGGGCACUGCGAAACUGUACACUCCGGCCGUAUGUGGUGACCUCCGCCUCGCUGAACUCAUCGAAUCAGACGACAAUGCAUGCCAAUCAAAUGCUGCCCACACAAUACGGCAGACACGAGUCGAAUUACCCGCACAUGGAGUACGUACGUGAGCGCCAUAACAGCAGUGGCGGCAACAAUGCCACUGGCCGGAACAAUGCGCCCAAUAAAAAUAUGAGGGGCAGAACCAGUGCUGGCCAGGCCAAAUCUAAUAAUAAGCAGCUCAGUCAGCAGCAACUGCAGCGCCUCAAGAAGCGGACAUCAUUCACACCGUCGCAGACUUUGGCAGCCAUCGAGAGGCAGCGGCAGAAAAAGCAGCAGCAGCAGCAGCAUCAGCAACAGCAGCAACAUCCGCAGGCACAGCAGCAACACCAAGCCACUGCCGGCAAGUCCAGUGGCGAUGGCAAACCUGAUGGAUCGCCGGCCAAGUCGCCAAAGCAGCGAGUGCGGCGUGCCAGCCAAAUCCCGCAGAGACAGCAGCAACAUCAGCUGGAUGCAGGCAUCCAGUCCCGGCUUGCAGCAUCAAUAACAAGCCAGCGGAAGCCGGCAGAAUCAAAUUUAUCAAUGUCACAUGUAGGCAAAGGCAAAGGCAGCAGCAGCAGCAACAUCAACAGUAGCAGUAACAAUGGCAAACUGCCAGCAAAGUAUUUUAAUAAGCGACAGAAAAACAUGCACAAACAAAGGAAGCAGCAGCAGCAGCACAAGGAAACAAACGAGCACAACAGCAAUAUAAUCCAUCAUUAUGCAACUUCUAGGAGAAGCAAACGGCUGGCAGCAAAUGACAUCUUAGCAACUGUGGCGGCAGCAGCCACAUCGGCAUCAUUAUCAUCCUCCUCGGCCACCUCAUUGGCAGCCACGGCCACGGCGGCGGUGGAAAUCGAGCAGGAUGUUGCUGCUUCCAGCAGCAGCAGCAGCAGCAACAACAAGCGGGCUCGCAAAUCCUUAACCAUCCUUGACAAACAGCAGAAGCAGAAGCAGCAGCAACAGUUGCUGCCGCCGAAUGCCCCGCAAAUAAGCAACCAGCCGGCAGCAGCAAUUAGCGGCAACAAUGUCAAGGAAACAGCAGCAACAUCAGCACAAGUUGCAGUUGCAACGGGAGUCAAGGACAAGGCGUCGUCCAAGGAGGACUCAAAUGAUACCGACGAUGGCGACGACGACGACGACGACGAUGAUGAUGAUGAUGAGGCAGAGAUGGAUGCUGAAACAGAGACUAAUGACGACGAGGAGGAGGAGGAUAAUGGGGCAGGGGCAGGUGCCCACGAUGACGACGCAGACCUGGAUGAAGAUGUGGCCCAGCUGCCCACCGAUGCCGACUACUUGGCCGAUGGUCCUGGCGACCUGGAGGAGUACGAGACCGUGGAGGAGGUGGACGGCCAGCCGAAGCAUGUACACAUGCUGUCCCUGGAGGAGCAACUGGAUCUGGAGUCGCUGGAGGACAAUGUCGAGGAGGAGGAGGCUGGCGAUGACGACGGCGAGGUCGAUGAUAUGUACAAUGUUAGCGAUGAUGACUUUGUGGCCAGCGUGGCCCUCUCCACAUCCGACACCACAGCCUCCGUCACUCAGAGGACAACGGAGGGACCCCGCACCAAGGACAAGGCCACCCAGACCACUGAGCCCGCUGCUGAAUGGCAGCUUCCUCAUUUCGACUACUCACGCAUGGAGUACAGCUUCAGCAACGGAGUCGUCACCCAGAGCUUGCAGGGCGGAUCGGGUGCUGGGGGCGUGGCCGGGGGUGGGGGCGGACACGACGGCUUUGCGGGCGGCGGAACCAUUAAUUUCGACAACUACGACAACAUCAUCUACUCCACCAUGGAGCUGGAGUGCAUGCCCGGCUACGAUGGCGGACUGCAGCAGCAGUUCUUCCUGGAGGCCUACGACUCCAAGACCAAGAAACUGAGGCUCAACAUGAGCAGCACCUAUGUGGAUGUGCCGGUCUUUCGGAUCGAUCUCUCAGAUCUCCUGCCCAUGGACUACUAUCCCGAUGCCCAUCCGGCCCUGCAUUUGGUCGUCUACAGCGUCAAUCAGAAGGGCCGCUCCGAGCCGAUUGUCCUCGAGAAUGUGCCCAUCAAUGAGGCGGACAAGCGUUCAGAUGGUCGCAUGGGCCUGUCGAUUUUGCCACUGGCUGCUCUUCUUGCCGGCACAUUGUUCACCGUGGGCAUAGCCGUUCUAUCCGUGGUGGUCAUCGCCGUUCGCAGGCGUCGUGGUCAAGGAGCAAGGAACAUGUGCGAUGACAAGGACAAGCACCUGGGCAUGGAUGUGACGGUGACAGCGCCGCUGGAAACGGGAGCGGGCCAUCAGCGGUUGGUGGUGGCCUACACCCUGAAGCAGGGCAUCGAGAAGCAGCCGGACAUAUUGAGCGCCCAGAAGAGCGCCUCGACUGGCGGUGACGCCUCGUCGCCGCUGGGAAAUCGGCCGAGUGGUCUCUUCGCCGGCGGAGGAGGGGCAUGUGGGGCAUCCGCCGCUCCCAUGGCCGGCAUCGCUGGGAGCCACAAGACCACGGACUAUGACGCGAAUGCGCCGCACCUGAACAGCCCGCCCUCGCAGUCCAGCACCUUGAAGCUGGAGAGUGACCCCGCGGCGGCGGGUGGCGGGGGUGCCGGUGGCGGUGCCCGGGGCGGGAACGGGAACGGCCCCCCACUCCUCUACGACGCCAUGCCCACGCUGAGUCGCUACGAGCAGCUGGGCCUGAGCAUGGCCAGCUACUCCGCCGGAGCGGCGGGAACAGGGGGCAGCAGCAGCACACUGAGCUCCGCCGGCAGCACUGUGAGCAACGCAAUGGCCGCCAACGGAGCCGCUGGGGGAGGGGGCUAUGCCGCCCACCUGCACCACACGUUGCCCCACAACCUGGCCCCGCAGCGGGGCCACGAUCCGCUCAACCUGGCCGACUACCUGACCACCAGCAGCCUCAUAGACUACGGCCUCAACAAGCCGCCCGCCGCGCACAUGACGCUGCCCAAGGGCAUGGGACUGGGCCUGGGGAUGGGCGUGGGUGUGGGCGUGGGCGUGGGCAUGGGUCCUGGAGCGGGCCUGGGCAUGGGAGUGGGAAUGGGAUCCGGGAUGGCCGCCGGCACGAGCCUGUCGCCGUCGCAGCUCAACACCAUCACGCACAAGUCGGCGGCAGGACGCAACCACAUCAUCACCGAUACACUGCCCGGACCCGAGAGCUGCGUCUAAGCACAUGGCCUGCGAGCUCAUCCCGUCAUCCUGGCAUCCUGGCAUCCUCGCAUCCUGGCAACCCGGCAUCCAAACAAAAGACUGGCGCACAGCAGUAGCCCAAACACAGCCGAAUCAAAGUGACAGCGAACUACUAACUAGUUAUGUGAAGUUGCGGUCAAAUUAGUGGUAGAUAGGGUUUUGGGUAGUGCUUACAAAGUAUAUUAUUUUUAAUGGCAAUAGUUACUUUAUAAGAUAACUGAUACUUUAGACUAGCAAGAAAUAGUCGAAAUUAACCGCUUACCGACUUAAGGAAUACAAAUUUAAAUAGUUUAUUCUUUUAAAUAAUAAUUGUUAAAUCAUUUUGAGUUCACUAAAACAAACUUUUUAAUUACAAUUUAAAAAUUAAUACGAUGAUUAUUGAUUAAUAACGGAAACUUUAAAAACAGUAAUUAGGUAAAAAAAAAAAUGGAAAAUUAUAAAAAAAAUGUUUUAGUAAUAAAAGAAAUAGGUAAUGAACUAGAAAAAUGUUUUUUUAAAUAUACCUUAAACUUAUCGGUUGAAAAAUAAAUCCAUGUCUGUUAUUUAUAAUUCUUUUUAAGAGUGUUUAUAAGUUGUAUGUCUUCAAAUUUCGAUCAUUUUUUUUUGGAAGCCAUAAGCAACUACUAUUAAUUUGACCGCAACUGUAUAUGGAAACCCUGUUCGGCGACGUCGUUUAGAAGUAAUUAUUAGACCUAGAGGAGUAGCUAAAGUACGAAUAUGUAUAUGUAAUGCGUGUGUCUGUGUCUCCGUUCCACUAUGGGGAAUUUGCCCGAUUUUUUGGAAUAAAUUAAUAACUCGCGAACUAUGUAACAUAUUUCAGUGAGGUUUUUUUAUAGUGUUCUACAUACCUAUACACACCUGUUGGAAAAGUUAAAAUAUAUCCACCCCCCCUCCCCCAUUUUUAAAAAUUUUUUUUAACAAAUUUAGAGCUAAAUGCUCUUUAUUUUCAAUUUCAAAAAAUCAUAGUCGUUUUCUUCUUCAUAAUUAUCAACAUCUAGAGACUCGUGUUCGGGUUCAUAUUCGCAUAAUAACAAUUGAAUGACUUCUGUUGGAAGAGCAAACAGCUUAUGUUUUCGGACGCGCUUCUUCAAAUUCAUAGAUGAAAUGAUGGGGUCUGAAGUAACCAUGGCUCUCUGAAAAACAUCUGUAAAGUUGGAGAUUCGACUGUGGGAUCAACUAGCUUGCUAACAAAAGUGAAUUCGCCAUCUUCUUUUUCUCGAAGACCCUUUUGCUUAUGCAAAACUUCCAGCAGUGCUGCGUUUUUGAUCAAGAGAUUGGUUUCUAAAAAAUGAAAUUACGCGAAAAGUCGCACGAAGCGCACAAUGAGACAAUAUGUUCUGAAUUCGCAAUUAAUGACUCUACAACAUGGAUAUAGACACUCACUGAACAAAGUUAAACAUUUUUUUAAAACUCUAUUGAAAGUUUAACUUUCUUUCCAAAACCCAAACGAAAACAUCACCUGCUACAUUUACAAAUUGUUAAAAUUGGACGCACAUAUAAAGCAAUAUAUAAGUAUUUUUACACAGAACAUACCUUGAGAAUUGGUAAUCUUUUUAAAUUUGACUGUCUUACGUCAUUUUGUUGCAGAGA
Drosophila rhopaloa is the source of this 7695-nucleotide messenger RNA. RefSeq lists its product as uncharacterized. Lineage: Eukaryota; Metazoa; Arthropoda; Insecta; Diptera; Drosophilidae. Bases 1081 to 6084 code for a protein of 1667 amino acids. The record is from RefSeq and is a predicted model, not a curated record. The transcript is spliced from 18 exons.